AUGAAGUUUGCAAUUGCCCUCGCUGCCCUCGCCGGCGUCGCCGCCGCUGCCCCCCAGCAGCUCCGGCAGCGCAGCGCCCACGAGCGCUCAACCACGCGCCGGAACCGCACCAACCAGCGGCUGGGGGCGCCGUACACCAACGCCGACGGCGUCCGGUCGCAGACGUCGUCCAACUGGGCGGGCGCCGUGCGGCACGCCAAGGGCAUCACCAAGGUCGUCGGGACCAUCACGGUGCCGACGCCGCGGGGCGGCAGCGCCGACCAGUCGGGCGCCGCGUGGGUCGGCAUCGACGGCGACAGCUGCCAGGCCGCGCUCCUGCAGACGGGCAUCGACUUUUACGGCGACGGCAGCUUCGACGCCUGGUGGGAGUGGAUCCCGGACAACGUCGUCAUGUUUGGCGACUUCCCCCUCAGCGUCGGCGACCGCGUCUACAUGGAGGUCGACGCCUCGUCCAAGACGACGGGCGUCGCCAUCCUCGAGAACCUGACGACGGGCAAAAAGGCCACCCACACCUUUACCCGCACCCCGUCGACCCUCUGCGAGACCGACGCCGAGUGGAUCGUCGAGGACUUUGCCGACAACCUGGCCGGGUUCAGCGAAAUCAUCUUUACCAACAACUCGGCCACGACCUCCUCCGGCACCAUCACCCCCGCCGGCGGCACCGUCAUCAACCUGGCAAAGGAGGGCACUGGCCCCCUCGAGACGGACUGCGGUAUCAACGGCAAUGACGUUUACUGCAAGUACAUUGGCAACCUGUAA
Messenger RNA from Cordyceps militaris CM01, 759 nucleotides. RefSeq names its product aspergillopepsin, putative. Gene Ontology annotation, biological process: proteolysis. The coding region runs from base 1 to 759 and encodes 252 amino acids. Lineage: Eukaryota; Fungi; Ascomycota; Sordariomycetes; Hypocreales; Cordycipitaceae. The record is from RefSeq and is a predicted model, not a curated record. Gene Ontology annotation, molecular function: glutamic-type endopeptidase activity. The transcript has a single exon.